CCGAGGCAUCCCGCGAUGAGUUUUAUACAGACUGUUCCUUCUUUGCUGAGGAGAGUCUGAGUGGAGCGUGAAAGCAUCCCAGCUCCAGUACGGGACAAACCACACGACCAUCCAGACCAGCUCCAGCACCCGACAUACAGGCAGGCAGGAGACAUAGAAAUCAUGGCCCGGUUACUCAGGAUAACCCACAGACCUUAUUGUGAGCAGUUUCAUGAAGGGACUAUUUUCUGUCUUCCAAACUACACCUGCCAACCAGAUCACCGCGCAGAAGGAGACGUGCAUCGACUCAUGGACGAGAGGCUUGUGACAAUGCGAGAUAGGAAGAUAAUGAUGAUGCAGUCAGGCCUGGAUGACAUGACCAAGCAGAGGAUGUUGCAGGCUAAGGCUCUGUCUAAGGGGGCCAGGGGAGGGGGUCUGAACCUUGGGAAGAAGAUCAGCGUUCCAAAGGACGUGAUGAUGGAGGAGCUCAACCUCCCGUCUAAUCGGGGCUCUCGCAUGUUUCAGGAGAGACAGAAGAGGGUGGAGAAGUUCACACUGGAGGAUGCUGCAAAUGGUCCUGUUUACAAAACCAACACUGUCCAUGCAGAAGCCAUUCCUCCCCCACAGGUCAUCCCAGAGCUGCAGGGAGGAAAAGAGAACCAGACUUUCUCCAUCCCUGGUAAGCAUAGCCUGGUCAUGAACCUUCAGAAGACUGUAGCAAAGAAGGGCAGUCCUGAUGUCCUCGCUCCAGGAUAUUCUGGUCCUCUCAAAGAUAUUCCUCAUGAGAAGUUCAACACAACAAUAAUCCCCAAAUCCUUCAGUUCCCCAUGGAGAGAGGCUUUGGGAGACAACACAGAGCUCCUGAACACCAUCUAUACCCAGCUGCCCCAGCUCCCACAAGGGCUACAACCAGCCAACUACAGGUGCUUCAACAGAUCCGCCAUGCCAUUCGGAGGAGCUAUGGCCAGCAGGAGGGUCAUCCCAGUGAUUGGCUUUGAGGCGGUGGAAUCCCAGAACCUGCCGGGCAUCGCUCUGGAGCGCAUGUGUCGACGGCCCAACUUCAACAGAGCACCCAGGGGAUGGGGCACUGAUCACUGCCCUGAAUCUAAUGAACUAUGAAAAGGGGGCUGAUCAGCUUAAGACUAAAGCACUGAUCUAUGCUUGCUGCUCACUUUCUGCAAAGAUGAUACCUCUGUUAAUCAGUGGGCACUGCAGGAGAGAGAGAAACACUCCUGCAUGAUACAUAAAGUGGUUUGCUGCUGCUUGGCCAGACGAGGUAAACCCUGACUGUUGGAAUCUGUUCAUCACUACAGUCGAGUCCCUGACAACGCUGCCACAAGCUCAACAGCUUUCCUUUUGCUAUCCUUCGCAGUAUCUGAUCCCAUCAGUCAAUACCUGACACCCUUCUGUCCCCUCUCCCAGUCUGCAUCUCAUCAUUUAUACGCUGUAACUUUACAUCUUCAUCUCCCCCUUUGUCCAGUAAUACUGUGCAAGAGCAAAUCAGGGUUCCCACACCUUGAUCAACAUCAAAUUCAAGGACUUUCCAGGCCCAUUUUAAGACCCAACGCGGAAAAGCUUGAAACAUGGAUCAAGGUUAAUUACACAAUUAAAAACAGAGAGGCUUAAAUGUAUGAAUGCCUCUCAAAUGUGCUGAUACAGUGAUGACUGACAAUAUCAGAAGAACUACAUUUUUUACUCUUGCACAAAAUAAAAAAAUCCAAGCACUUUCAAUGAUUCAUGUUUGUGCCAGCUAUUUAAAAAACAUUCAAGGCCAUGAUUUUUUCCCCUCAAAUUCGCAAACAAUCAAGGAUUUCAAAGGCCCGUGGGAACCCUGGCAACUGUAGGAGAUAACUCAGCAGGAGUGUUAAUGAACAACAUGAACUCGCACAUGAUCAAUGACAAAAUUAGGUCAUUUUAAUGACAAGUGAAAACAAAGUAAGCCUUACAAUAAACAAAGUCAAUAUGCUGUGGAAUAUUAAGUUUGUGUCAAAUAAAAAAGUAACUGAAAAUUAAAAGCUUUAAAAAAA
Epinephelus lanceolatus (giant grouper) is the source of this 2006-nucleotide messenger RNA. RefSeq names its product myozenin-2-like. Gene Ontology annotation, molecular function: FATZ binding; actin binding; telethonin binding. NCBI's taxonomy places the organism in Eukaryota, Metazoa, Chordata, Actinopteri, Perciformes, Serranidae. The record is from RefSeq and is a predicted model, not a curated record. Gene Ontology annotation, cellular component: Z disc; actin cytoskeleton.